CAGAAAAAUACCCACUUUCAUUUUAAUUUUUUUUUUCUUCAUAUCAUUGCUUCGGGGUUAUUGAGUGUGCAUAUUUGUUUUACAAUAGCUGAAAGUCUGAAAAUGUAAAUAUAGUAAGGUUUAGGGUUAGAAAGUGGCUAAUUGUCACACAAGUUGGCUGUAUUUCAGUAGGCUAACAAUAACGGUUUGAAUGUUUGCAUAUUUUCAUUUAUUUCGAAUCUGUACAAAUCACAUUGACUUUAAUAUAAGAACAACACGUCUAAUGGAGCUCCUCCUCACAAGAAGUAUGUGUGCGAGAGGGUCUGCAUCUGCGUGAGAGAGGGAGAAAGGCAAAUUGUGCAGGUUUCUCCUCCCAUUGGCGACUUCGCACGAUGGCAAUGUUGAGCAGUGUAGGGUUGAUCAUGAUCAUGUGACAGACAGCUUUGGGAGAGAACAGCUCUGAACACAGAAACAUCAGGCGCAACUACAGGAGUUUCCACUGCGCGAGAGACAGAGCCUAUAAGUGAACAUUGCCCUGCUUUAAAACCGUUAUUCAAGUGCUCUGAACGACGACGACGGUCUGUGGAAAGUUCUGGGGAGAAGCAGUUUUCAACAGCUUGGAUAAAGAAACGUUUGGUGGCGAUAAAAUAUUCUCUGUAGAAGAGGACAGACGCGCAAAUCUCAGCGGGCAUGCGGGAGUUUUUGGAGUUAUUUGACGGCAAACGCUCUACAAACAAAUAAGAACUUUCGCGCAGAUUCCUUUCGUUAAUUGCGUCAUCAGUUGUUUUUUAAAAUCCGAUGAUUGGGGGUGAUACAAAGUUUCAACACUGCGUUUGAAAAGUAGCAACAUCGGGGCAGGAGUUUGGAAUAAAACAGGGAAAACAUAUCAAACCCCUCCGUUUGCUAUUUUUUUUAUUUUAAAAUUUUUUUUUUUUUUUUUUUUUAGGCGGCUGUCGUGUUUUCCCAAAUUGUAACUCCUUUUUGAGUUUUUUCUUUUUUUUUUGGAGGGUAAUAUUUUAAACAUGGUUGGGGAAAUGGAAACGAAGGAGAAGCCUAAGCCGACUCCUGAUUAUCUGAUGCAGCUCAUGAACGACAAGAAACUGAUGAGCAGCUUGCCAAACUUCUGUGGUAUCUUCAACCAUCUCGAGCGACUGUUAGAUGAAGAAAUUGGAAGGGUACGGAAGGACAUGUACAAUGACACUCUGAACGGCAGCACAGAUAAAAGGACUUCCGAGCUCCCAGAUGCUGUGGGGCCCAUUGCACAACUCCAAGAGAAACUCUACGUGCCUGUCAAAGAAUACCCAGACUUCAAUUUUGUGGGAAGAAUCCUGGGGCCCCGGGGCCUGACAGCCAAACAACUGGAGGCAGAGACGGGCUGCAAGAUCAUGGUGCGAGGCAAAGGCUCCAUGAGAGACAAGAAGAAGGAAGAGCAAAACAGAGGAAAGCCCAACUGGGAACACCUGAAUGAAGACCUGCAUGUCCUCAUCACUGUGGAAGACUCUCAGAACCGUGCUGAGAUCAAACUCAAGAGAGCUGUCGAGGAGGUCAAGAAACUCCUAGUCCCUGCGGCCGAAGGUGAAGACAGCUUGAAAAAGAUGCAGCUGAUGGAGCUGGCCAUUCUCAACGGCACUUACAGAGACGCCAAUAUCAAGUCACCCUUAGCCUUUUCCCUGGCCGCCACAGCACAAGCUCCCCGCAUAAUCACCAGCCACUCCCAGAUGAUGCAACCUACGGCACUGCGUACCCCUGCACCCUCUGCACCCACCCUCAUGCCUCUCAUCCGGCAGAUCCAGACCUCUGCCCUCAUGCCCACGGGCGCGCCCCACCCCGGUGCAACCCUCGUACCCCAGACCCCCGAGUCAGGCAUCAUCUAUGCACCCUACGAGUACCCCUACACCCUCGCCCCUGCAACCUCCAUUCUUGAAUAUCCUAUUGACUCAAGUGGUGUUUUAGGUAUGGCUUUCCCGACAAAAGGUGCAGUGACUACUAAAGUACGAAGGCAGGAUAUGCGCGUCCAUCCUUACCAAAGGGUAGUGACCGCAGAACGAGCCGCCACCGGCAACUAACCAAUGACCCUCUGAACUCUUCACCCAAUGAUGACCUGACCAUUGCCUGCCUGCUGACCAGUUCUCUGGCUCUCGUCCUUCGCUUCUAUGUUUUGGCGGCCUGCUGGUGAGCCCAGAAGCAGCUUUAAUUCGCUUAACACAGCCGAGAAGCCGUGAUGGCCCCACGCCACCACCCGCAGAACAGAAUCGCUCCCCUUCUCAAACUGAGGACCUCCUUGGUCAGGUGACCUGGGCUUCCCAGCCUGCACUGAAGUGUCAUAAAGCAAUAACGCUGUCUGGGCGACACCUAAAAUCCUACUGUUAGCCUUUCACAUGCACACACUAAAUAAACACAAAUCUUUAUUGGUUUCUUAAUGAUUAAGCAUAAUAUUCUCUAAGUUUGUGCACUGCAGUUCUCAUACCACCCUGAAGAGUUUGAAAAAACCCAGCAGUUUAUUUUAAAACUGAUUUAUAGGUCCAAAUGUCCAUAAGGGAUGUAAAAGCCAUGCUUGCCUACCAGCGUUUUCUUCAGAGAGCUGUCAAAUAGCAUUCACAUGAGCAAGUGUACAUCAAUUAAUAUCUUUUUGAUACGAGGGUGCUGCACAGGAAAUGAAUAUAUAUUUUUCAAAGGUGAUCCUUUUGUAUUAAAAAAACAAAGCAGUAUUGUCAAAAUGUGAUGAACAAACGACAAAAUUUUAGAGACCAAAACAGUGUCUUCUUUUAAUUAGAAAAAAAACAAGUGCCUUAUUUUACACAAUAUCAUCAAAUAUGAACAAGUAUGAAUGUCCAUCAGUGUGUUAUAUGCCAACAUAUCAGGUAUUUCUGUUCAAGUCCUCUUUAUUCAUGAAAACAAGAGGUGUACAGAACAAUGUCACAGGCAUUACACUCGAAAACUACUUUUUUUAUUUUAUUUUUUGUGCAUUUUAUAAUUUUUAUUUACAAAUAAUGAUUGAGUUUUACCCUGUCACACUACAUUAGGUGGUAAUUGAGCCCUUUGUGCUCACAAUCUGUUUGUAGUUGAUAAUGUAUAUGUACAAGCUCUCUAAUGUGUUUGUAGAUCCAUCACUACAUCUGUUACACAGAAUUGAAGCCCCCAAAUGUUACUGGUCGCAAUUUCCAUAUUUUUAGUCUGCUUGUAUCUCAAGAAGCAUUUAUUCCAUUCAUCAGGAUGAAUAUUAUAAAGGUUUGGGGUUAAUUAGUACAGAGCUAAUUUUAUUCCUUUUGAAGAAUUGAAGUGUACUAGAGGAGCAUGUUUGUAUGCAGACGUGUCACAUUUCUCCAUACCUUCAUAUGCAAAUGAUUUUCAGUUUUAUUAAAAUGACUGAAUAAAUUUCCUUCAGUUGGUCUUCCAGUUAAAAUGUCAGACCAUUUCAGUGCUGAAGAACAACAGUACUAGACGCGUAUUAACAAAUUAUAAUUACAUUUUCAUUAUUUGGUUAUCAUAACUGGAUUUUGAGAAGAUGCAUCUCCUUUUCUAAUAAUAUUGGUUGUAUUUAUGCAGAGCAAAUGCAAUACUUUUUAGACGUUUGAGGUUGUGAUGCAGUUGCAUGUAAUUUUUUUUAUUAACCUGGAAAUUGCUAAAGUAAAAAUCCUGCAAAUUCAUUUAACGGAUGGAAAUUGUUUUUACAAGGAUCUCUUAUCCUGUCAGAUUGACUAGAAACUGGAGUUGUUUGUUAAUGUGUGUUUGGGUUUUUUUUUGGUUUAGUGUUUGCUUUCCAUGCAGUAUUACUAUAGACUGUGUCAUUAUAUGUGUGAGCAUGUGUUUAUGGGUGAUUGUGUGAGUGACUGUUUAUGUAUUGUAUAUGCCAAUGAACUGCAACUCUCCAUUUAAGCUUUUUUUUUUUUUUUUUGCAAUCCCAAGCAGCUCCCUGCAUUGGAAAAUAUACAGUCCUAUUUAUAACCAUUGUAACAUUUUAUAAUGUAUUUUUCUAUCAUAUUUUGUAUGUGAGAAAUAACAUUAAAUCACAUUUCCAGAUAUGAACAGUAUGCCUUAUUACAAAGACAUAUUUUUCCCAUGAUGAUAUAAUUCCAUAGUUGAUGGAAAAUGGAAAAACUUAUUUGUUGAACAAUAUCACUUGGUUCCAGCCUCACUCUGAGCAAGUUUUAAAGUGGUUAUUAUUUGCUGGGGUGUUUGGUUUGUCAUUGUUGCUUUGCCUCUGUGCCUUCUUAUGUAAAUUGUAAGCUAUUAACCAUUUCUAGUUAUAUAAUUUGAUUAAUCGUUUCUUGCCGAUUGUACUAACAUUUGAUGAUUGAUUUCUAUUCAUUAACCCUGUCAAUAAUUUCUUUUGUCUGCUUUGAAUCUUUAGAACAGGAUUUGUGUGAAAUUAAGCAAAAGAGUGUUUUACUGACUGAAAUAUGCUGGACUAAACUCUGUACUGAGAAGCAAUAGCAAAAUAUUAAAAUCAUAGUUUUAAAAAAGAAA
Messenger RNA from Onychostoma macrolepis, 4446 nucleotides. It is a transcript of the gene qki2, whose product is annotated as QKI, KH domain containing, RNA binding 2. NCBI's taxonomy places the organism in Eukaryota, Metazoa, Chordata, Actinopteri, Cypriniformes, Cyprinidae. Gene Ontology annotation, cellular component: nucleus. Gene Ontology annotation, biological process: regulation of mRNA splicing, via spliceosome. Gene Ontology annotation, molecular function: mRNA binding. The coding region runs from base 1002 to 2045 and encodes 347 amino acids. The transcript is spliced from 9 exons. The record is from RefSeq and is a predicted model, not a curated record.